This is a messenger RNA of Plasmodium relictum, 1680 nucleotides long. RefSeq names its product conserved Plasmodium membrane protein, unknown function. The transcript is spliced from 5 exons. NCBI's taxonomy places the organism in Eukaryota, Apicomplexa, Aconoidasida, Haemosporida, Plasmodiidae. The record is from RefSeq and is a predicted model, not a curated record. Bases 1 to 1680 code for a protein of 559 amino acids.
AUGGAUCAAUUUAUAUUGUUAAUUUUUUUCAUUGGAUAUUUAAUUAUAUCAGGAGUAAUAGGGAUACGGUUGUUGGUAAUAUAUAGUCAUAAAGAAGAAAAAAAACGUUUCCUUUUUUUUUUAAUAAAAUUUUUUAUUAUUAUUGGAUUUGUACUAAGUUGGGCAUUAUUAAUAUUACUACCAGUUGAUAUUUAUUACAAUUUAUCAUUAGAACUGAAAAAACAUUUAAAUAUAUUUGUAUUAUACAGAAUAUUUUACUGGUCAUGUUUAUUAUACAUUUUUAUUUUGACUCCUAUUUUGACACUUAUUUAUAUAGAAUCUUAUAAAAUAAAUUACAAUAGUGAUCAUAACAGUAAGGAAAUUUUAAAAUUUAAGAAAUAUGAUAAAAUUAAAAAGAAAUGCAAAAUUUUUUUUAUAAAAAUAUUGCCAUUUUCUUUACUUUUUUUUGUAUUAGCAUUUUGCCUAAUUGUUUUAACAUAUAUACCAUUUAGAAAAAUAAAUUUAAGAUUAAAUGCAGAAGAUUGUAAAUCCUGGUAUUCAUAUAUAAAUGAUAUAUAUAAAAAAAAUUUUUCUAAGUAUAAUAUAAGAAAAAUAGAACAUUGUAACAAAAUAAAAAAUACAAAAAUUAAAAUGAGCAUAGAAUUGAAUUUUAAUAAUUAUAUUAUCAUAUUCAUUUCUUUUCUUGGUUAUAUUUUAUUUUCUUUUUAUUGUGGGAUUGGGUUAAUAUCAUUCCCUUUGAAUCUAGUUGAGUCAUAUAUACAAAGAAAAAAAAAAAUUAAAGAAGCAGAUUUUAAAAGAGAAUUAUCAUCAAUUAAUAGGAAAGUAAAAGCGUUAAUAUAUAUAACUGAAAAGCUACAAACAGAAAAAGAAGAACUUGAAAAAAUGAGUUAUAUAAAGUCAUUUUUUAAAUAUGUGAAACAUAAUAGAGAGAAAAAAGUUCUCAAUUACAUAGUACAUAAAUUAGAGAAUGAUUACAAGGAUUUAUUAGAAUCUUAUUAUAAUCCUAAUAAAAGAAUAUUAUCCUUUUUUUCAUUAUUAUUAGGAAUAAUCUUUUUAAUCCUAAGCAUAACUAUAAUUAUGCAUAUUAUUUUUUAUAUUAUAUUAAAUUCUCUAAAAACAAUCGAUAACGUUUUUAGUCAUAUAACAAUUUUGGAUACUUUUUUAGUGCUUUUAGUAAAAAAUAACUUAAUUAUGCUUUCACUGAUAUUCUAUACGAUGAUCAAUUCUUAUUUACUUAUUUGUGCAUUAUCUGGAUUUAUUUAUUUUUGUUCAAAAUUUAAUUUAGGAUUAAUUUUUGCUUUACAAAAAAAAGAUACUUAUUUAAAUUCUUUGCUUUUGAAUAUAUGUCUUUUUUUUUUUGUUGCAUCAGGAGCAGUAAAAUUCUCAACAAAAAUAUUUCAUAGAUAUUCAAGUUACACUUAUGCAAAUUCCUUUUUUGAUCUAACUUCAAAAAAUCUAAACUUCAUUGGGUUAUUGUACUCAAAAGAUAUAUUUUUAUAUUUAAUUUUAAUAAUUAAUUUACUUACUUUUAUUCUAUUUUUACUUCCUAAAAAAUGCGAUUUUACUUCUCGUUCUAUCUCAUAUAAAUAUUUUAAUAUAGCUAAAGAUGCUGACUUAGAAAGUAAUGUAUCAGUAAAUUUUAAUAAGCAUGAUUUCAAAGAUAUUGAAAUUUUUAAAUAA